Messenger RNA from Penicillium coprophilum, 1389 nucleotides. RefSeq names its product Major facilitator superfamily domain general substrate transporter. Bases 1 to 1389 code for a protein of 462 amino acids. The transcript is spliced from 4 exons. Lineage: Eukaryota; Fungi; Ascomycota; Eurotiomycetes; Eurotiales; Aspergillaceae. The record is from RefSeq and is a predicted model, not a curated record.
AUGGUUUUUGAUCGUCUGGCCCGGUUCUACCGGUCGUGUCUACUCCAGAUUAUCAUUGUUGGACUAGUCGCAUUCUGUGAACCAGGUAUAUGGACAGCUCUUAAUAACCUUGGAGCUGGAGGCAAUGCCAAGGCAAGUAAUAUAAAUCCUUACCUGAAUAAUGCCGCCAAUGCCUUGACAUACGGACUUAUGUCAGUAGGCUGCUUCCUUGCUGGUGGAGUUACCAAUAAGAUCACUGCGAAAUGGACCUUGUUCAUCGGAGCUGCAUUCUACACUCCUUAUGCGGCUGGUCUAUACUGCAACAAUCGUUAUGGCAACGAGUGGUUUCUCCUACUCGGAGCUGCCCUUUGUGGAAUUGGUGCCUCGUUGUUAUGGGCUAGUGAAGCUGCCAUUGCAGUUGGAUAUCCGGAGGAGGAAAAAAGAGGACGCUACGUUGCAAUCUGGAUGAGUAUUCGGCAGAUGGGGCCACUUGUUGGUGGUGCUAUAUCUCUCGCUCUCAAUGUCAACACUGCGCACGUCGGCAAGGUCACCUACACAACAUACUUGGGGCUUGUUGCCAUCUCAUCCCUCGGGGCUCCAUUUGCCUUGCUGUUGUCCCAGCCACAGGAUGUCAUCAGGAGUAACGGCACCAAGAUCCCUUAUAUGAAGAAAACGAGUCUUGCUAUUGAGGCCCGCGCUAUCUGGAGGCAACUUUCGAAUAAGUACAUGCUGCUACUCAUCCCGGUCUUCCUCGCAGGACAGUUUGGUGUGACUUAUCAGGGGAAUUAUUUGACGACUUAUUUCACCGUCCGCUCUAGGGCCCUUGCGUCAUUCCUAACUGCCGUGGUCGGCGCCACCGCCAACGUGGUGACGGGCUUGUUUCUCGAUCUGAAGUUUUUGUCCCGAGGAACGAGAUCUAAAAUUGUGUACAUCUUUGUCCUUGUCUUUAUCACAGCUGCUUGGACAUGGAACGCCAUCACCGAGACGAAACUCUCCCGCAUGGCCGAACCACCCGCCUUUGACUUGGGCGAUGGUCCAUUCUUCAACUCGGCUUUCACUGUCUAUAUAUUCUUCCGGUUCUUCUAUGAGGUGCUGCAGACGUAUAUCUAUUGGUUGAUGGCCGAGAUCAAGGGAGCGCAGGCGGACGGCGAUAUCGCGAGAACAACCGGAAUCCUAAGAUCGUGGGAGUCCAUCGGCAGUACGAUUGCCUACGCCGUCGGUGCAACUCACUGGGCCAACCUGAACCAGAUGAUACUGGGCUUUGCACUAUGGGGCUUUACCAUUCCAUUCACCCUUCUCGCAGUGUUUGGAAAUUGGAAUGUUUCAGACACGCUCGAGGUAGAGGAGGAGACGGACAGCAGUAGCUUGGAGGCACAGAGGGUAGUCGUCAAUUCUGAUGGAAAGGACUAG